Molecule: messenger RNA, 2065 nt
Organism: Zingiber officinale
Lineage: Eukaryota; Viridiplantae; Streptophyta; Magnoliopsida; Zingiberales; Zingiberaceae
Product: plasmodesmata-located protein 3-like
Exons: 3
Coding region: 789-1703 (304 amino acids)
Biological process (GO): plasmodesmata-mediated intercellular transport; transport of virus in multicellular host
Cellular component (GO): plasmodesma
Source: RefSeq, a predicted model, not a curated record
AAACUAGUUCAGAUUUGACUUCCACUAGUUGGCAUUGAGAUGUAUGCCGACGGCCAAUGCCAACUUCGAACUCACGCACCCAGAGACACCGUUCCAACUUUACCCAAAACCCACGCUCCAAAUUCCAAAGCUGCACCGCCCCAAAUCCAACCUCAACUAUCCAACUCAACCGCGGUCCGCUCCCUCCCUUUUGCAGGAAACUGACUACACCAGCCAUGGCAGUGCCAAGCAACCAUAAAGAUAAAGCUCCACCCUCCCCUCCUCUCCUCUACUCUCCUCUCGUCGGUUUCCUUCGCCCUCUGACACCCAACAACUUAAUUAAAGACGCCAUUUUUUUAUAUUUAUCUGGAGUCAUUCAGACAGCCACCACCGUCACCCUCUUAAGCAGUCAAACAAAGGCUCUACCUUUUCCUUUCUCCACCUGCAGCCGUCGUCCUCGCGAUUCAGAUUCCUCUCCCUUGCUGCUUCAUUUCAUUUCCUCCGGCUUUAACUCGCUGACUUGAUUCGUUCUUGAAAUAUGUUGAAUCAUUCGCAUUGAGCCGAGUUGUGAGAGCUUUUGUUUUGUGUUCAUCAAGCGUGCUUUUAGACUUGUUUUGUUUACCUUUUUUUUUUUUUCUGGGUUUGCUUUUAGUUUCUUCGUCUUCUCUUCGAAUCCAAACCCUAAACAGUUCAUCAUUAGCUAAUUAGAGUAGUUUAGCCUGCCCCUGUGCUGUCUCUGGCCUACUUUUUCACAGAACAGAAAGAAAGAAGGGAGAUAUCGUAGACAAAGACUGUGUGUGUGGAGUUAGAUGGGCAUCUCCAGAGCCCGUUCUUUUACUACUCUUCCAUUCCCAUUCCUACUGCUGAUUCUUGAAGUGAUCUUGCUUUGUUUGUUGCCAUCGUCAGCCGCCGGCGAUAUAUACAACUUGGUCUACAAAGGUUGCGCAAAUCAAAGCUUCUCCGGCGGCGGCGCUGCUUACGGGCAGACGCUUGCUGCCAUGUCGACCUCACUUGCUACGCAAGCCGCCUCUUCCAAGUUCUACAAGACCACCGCCUCUUCCUCCUACGGCGGCCAGUCCCUGUUCGGCCUCUUCCAGUGCCGCGGGGACCUCUCCAACUCCGACUGCUCCGCCUGUGUCGCUCGGCUCCUCCCCAUGUGGCCCUCCCUCUGCGGUGCCUCCGCCGCCGCCCGUGUCCAGCUCGCGGGGUGCUACGCGCUUUACCAGGUCUCCGGAUUCCCCCAGGUCUCCGGCACACAGCUGCUGUACAAGACCUGCGGCUCUGGCAGCGGCGGCGGAGACUUCGAGGUCAAGCGGGACACCACCUUCAGCCAGCUCCAGAACGGCGUCGCCGGCGGGAAGGGGUUCUUCGCCACUAGCUACGGGUCAGUCUACGCCAUGGCGCAGUGCGAGGGCGACCUGUCCCCCGGCGACUGCAGCGAUUGCGUUUCCCAGGCCAUCCAGAAAUCCGAGGUCGAGUGCGGAGGCGCCUCCUCCGGCCAGGUCUACCUCGACAAGUGCUACAUUAGCUACAGUUACUACGCCAAUGGCGUCACCACAGCGGGCGGAGGCGGUGGCGGUGGCGGUGGCGGUGGCGGUGGCGGCGGAGGGCAAACAGGGAAAACAGUGGCCAUAGUGGUGGGUGCAGCAGCAGGAGUAGGGUUCCUAAUUAUCUGCUUGUUGUUCGCAAGAAGCGUGGUGAAACGUGAUGAAGAUGAUUUUUGAAGGUUGGUGGGCGACAGAGAGGAGGAGGAGAGAGGGACAAGGUUGUGAGGGGCUCUGUUCUAACUUGUCCUUUAAUGGAGAGCUUGCAGAGGAUUUGGCAGUUUGCUUUAGAGCUGCAUGUGGUUGCCAUCCAGCAAAUGGAAAUGAAAGGAAUAAUCCAAGCUGGUGUCUCAUUGUAUUUUUGCACAUCACCGACAUGUAAGAGCUGUAAGCUUGCAUAGAUUGUUUCAUGCAUUGUUCUUUCUUUUCUUUUUCUUCUUCUUCUCCUUUAUUUUUGAAUCUCAAAACUGAAACUAAUGAUAAAUUUUGGGCACACUUCUAUUGUGGAUCUCACUGAAUUCUUGAUUGCUUUUGUUGAUGCA